This is a messenger RNA of Olea europaea var. sylvestris, 459 nucleotides long. RefSeq lists its product as uncharacterized. NCBI's taxonomy places the organism in Eukaryota, Viridiplantae, Streptophyta, Magnoliopsida, Lamiales, Oleaceae. The coding region runs from base 1 to 459 and encodes 152 amino acids. The transcript has 4 exons. The record is from RefSeq and is a predicted model, not a curated record.
AUGGUUGUUUCUCAGCAUCUGUCCGUCGAUGGUUCUUUGUCAAUACUUACACGCUCCACUGUUGAUCACUUUUUGGCUGUUAAAAGGAUCCUCCGCUAUGUUAAAGGCACCAUUCACUUUGGCAUAAGUUUUCGCCCUUCAUCUUCUCCUGGUGCUUUGGUUGCAUAUUCUGAUGCUGAUUGGGUUGGCUGCCCUGAUACUCGUCGUUUGACCUCUAUCUCUUGGAGUGCUAAGAAACAACCGUCUGUCUCCCGUUCUAGCUGUGAAUCUGAGUAUCGUGCCCUUACUUCAACCGCCGUCGAACUCGUUUGGCUCACACAUCUCCUGCAUGACCUCAAGACGCUUAGCUUACGGGGGGAUGUUGGGAAUAAUACUGUGAUUGAUGAUAUCACUCCUCAAUCAAAGUCUUCUCAUCAUGUAAAUGACAGACACGUAAUUGUAGGAGCCAAUUUUGCAUAA